Blepharisma stoltei is the source of this 495-nucleotide messenger RNA. Lineage: Eukaryota; Ciliophora; Heterotrichea; Heterotrichida; Blepharismidae. The record is from the annotation of a GenBank genome assembly.
AUGAAAAGAAUGCAUCCACUCAUCUACAACCUCGAAGACUACACUCAAUGCUUAGAGAAGAUCUAUAACCCAGAUGUGAUAAAGUCACAGUCUAAUUACAGUGAUCUUCAAGAAAAUUUUUUAGACAUCAUGAAUUCCUCUCAUCCUUAUGAUUUCGAAAAAUCCCCACAAUUACCGAGAAAUUUCAAUUCCCAAGAAAAUCAUUUUCGCUCUAGAGCGAUUUUUUCUUUUUCUGCAAAAGCUAGAGAAGAAAGAGCAAGAAGGAUGGGAAGAGAUAAAAAAGGGAAUUUAAACUUCAUUGUGCAGAAAAUGAACGAAGAAUUGUCUUUUAUGCUGAGUAAUCAUAGAGAAGUUCUAUCAAUACUUAUAGAUUCGCAACCAUCUAUAGAAAACUUUAGAAAUCGUGAUACAGGCUUACAAUUGUAUAGGAAUAAUUCAAAAAAUAUUGCUAGAAGAAAUGAAAUGACAAAGCAUUUCGCUUCAGUACUCAUCUAA